Molecule: messenger RNA, 3863 nt
Organism: Myripristis murdjan (pinecone soldierfish)
Lineage: Eukaryota; Metazoa; Chordata; Actinopteri; Holocentriformes; Holocentridae
Product: carboxyl-terminal PDZ ligand of neuronal nitric oxide synthase protein
Exons: 11
Coding region: 350-2386 (678 amino acids)
Molecular function (GO): nitric-oxide synthase binding
Source: RefSeq, a predicted model, not a curated record
AACAUCACCUGCGGACAAACCUCGCCUCUGACGGCGGAUUGCGCUCCCGCGGCUUUUUCAAACAACAUCGCACACGAACCAGGCGAGGCGUGUGCGGGACGGGGACAGAGCUCGGUCCGGCCGCUCGGUCCUCAUUUGAAAACCGGGGCGCUCAAAUCUGUCCCUCCUGAGGACGGGACGCCUGGAGCUCAGGCAACAACAAUGGACUGCGUUUCCACAGGGAAGUCGCACUUGCUGGAGCCGUGUCGUGGGGACUCAGUGGAUUUCAGCAUUCAGCUCCCCGUCAGUGUUUUUAUGUGCACUUGUUAAACAGAGGUGACGGUAGCGGGGGCUUCAGUGCGAGCCGAGGAUGCCUGCGAGGAACAGGUACAAUCUGGUGGACGAUGUGGCGGACUCACGGGUGCCGCUCCACAAUGAUGAGGCUUACCAGCAUGGGAUACAUUUCCAGGCUAAGUAUGUGGGGAGUCUUGACGUCCCCAGGCCUAACAGUCGGAUGGAGAUUGUGGCAGCCAUGAGGAGGAUCAGGUAUGAGUUCAAGGCGAAGAACAUCAAGAAGAAGAAGGUCAGCAUCGUGGUGUCUGUGGACGGAGUCAAAGUGAUGCUGAGGAAAAAACAGAAGAGGAAGGAGUGGACCUGGGAUGAGAGCAAGAUGCUGAUCAUGCAUGAUCCCAUAUACAGGAUUUUCUACGUGUCUCAUGACUCCCAGGACUUAAAGAUCUUCAGCUACAUCGCCAGAGACGGCUCCAGUAAUUCCUUUAGGUGUAAUGUCUUCAAAUCCAAGAAGAAGACUCAGGCCAUGCGCAUUGUGCGGACAGUGGGUCAGGCCUUUGAGGUGUGUCACAAGCUCAGUCUGCAGCAUGCUGAGCAAGAUGCAGACGGACAGGCGGACGGAGAGAGCGACAAGUCUACAGAGGAGGCCACCAGUCAAGGUCGUAAACUGACAGGAGCGGAGCGAGGGGAGGAGGAGGAGGAGGGCAGGAAAGAUGGGGGAGGAGGAAAACGAGGAGAGGAGCCUUCAGGAGGGGCGUCACUGUGUGAGCAGGCAGUCAGUGAAAUACUACAGAGCCUGGCUGAGCUGAACGUGGUCAAACCUGGACAGACCAUCAUAGACUUUGAUCGCAGGCCCCUCUUCACGGUGACAUCCCAGGGCAUUUCUCCCAGCAGCCCCUGCUCUCCGUCUCUUACACCACUGGCAUCGCAACACUACCUCCACCUGCUCCAGCACCAGCUACAGCAGCAGCAGCAGCACACACAGGUGGCCGUGGCACAGGUGCAGCUGCUGAAGGAUCAGAUGGCAGCAGAGACUGCAGCUCGUAUGGAGGCCCAGGCCCGUGUGCACCAGCUCUUGCUGCAGAACAGGGACUUGCUGCAGCACCUGGCCCUGCUUGUGCAGCAGCUCAAAGAGCUGGAGGCCCGCUCUCCACCACCAGCGCAACCAGGCCAGCCACAACAGGAGCCUACAGCUAAUGGACACACACAGAAUGGCCAGGAAUCAACAUGCAGCUCAGGUUCCACAUCAUCAAAGUCUUUAUCUCUGAAUCUGAAGAAUCACUACAGCCAGACCCUGGACCAGCCCGUAACCUCCACACCUGCAUGGCCACUCCAAAACAGCCUCUUCUCAUCAGCCCAGGUGGACUGCGGCGAGUCCUAUCUCAACCUGCUGAACCUGGAGAACGGGACCAAACCGUCCGCCUCAGUAAACGGGGAGGUCGACCCCGUCAUUAGCACCAAAGGGAAAACAGACAACAAGGAGAGCUCUGAGGUGACCUGCAAUGAGAUCAUCCCAUUCUCACCAAGAAGCUCUGCCAACGUGGAGGAAAAGUGCAAACAGACGAUCCCUAAGCUGGACCCUCCUCCACCGUCCAUGAACCGCAAACGCUCCAGUAGGACCUUGUCUCCAGGGUCAGAGGUCACAGCUGUGCCCCUGGUUGGAGAGAUCAACAGCAACGGCGUGGCUCCCAGCCGCAGCAGCAGCCUCUCCUUCCCAGACAUCACCCCCUGCUCCCUUUCAUCCGCUGAUUUCCACUCGCUCAGCAACGGAGAGAGCAGCUCCUGUUCAGCCAGUGAGGACUCAGGCGUCCGCUCUGAGACCAAGUCCCUGCUGUCCCCCCUGCGUGACGACGAGGACCCAUUUGGGGACCGUGGGACAUUUCUAACAGCAUCCAGCGGUUGCGACAGUCCACUGGAAGACGGAAAUGAAAUGGUUCCCCCCUCUUCGGCGUUAUUUCCGCCCAUGCCCCCUGCACUUGCAACACAUGCGGACAGCUAUGAGCACACACUACCCUUCUCCUCCGCUAUUAAUGAUACCUGCCUUCACAUCAGUUUUUCUGAGGAUGAGCUGCUGGAGAGCAGCCAGGAGGACCCGGCUGUCCCACAGCGGAGCUAGGAGAACGGACAGGAUGGGUAUCUGGAAACCUCUCACUAUGUUCUUCAGUCACCUUAUAAUGCAAUACUUAAUUUCAGAGCCCACUUUUAGGGCAUUUUUUUGUUACAUAGUAGCUGCUCAUCUCACCUCGGCUAUGCUCACUUUUAGUACCAGCUGCUUUUCAGGACUUUGUUUUCAAUUGCACAUAGUACCCCCUCAUGGGUGGUUGACUGUGGGCGUGUGGAUCAGUUUUUCCUCCAUUCUCUACCAAAGCCCCACUAGAGUGUUUUAUUUAAAAAAAAAAAAAAAAUCAACUAGACCAACUCAAAAUUGGCUGCUUCACAUGAAUAAUGGUGUAAAAUAAUGUUUUACAUGGAUAGAUUAUCAAUUAUGAUACAAGUUUCACAAGUGCUUUUUGCAUUUCCUGGUUCUAUGCAGCAACCAUUCAGGCUUUGCUGUUCAAAUUCUCUCUGACCAAUCGAUAGUCUGCAGCGUUUCACAUCACAUGUCAGUAUCUGCUCAGCUCGCUUGGAAGCUCAGCGGAGGUGGUUGCAAAAAUAGCAUCUGGUACCAGAUACUAUCCCAAACAUUUGCCUAAUGGAAAACCAAAAAAAAGUGGGUAGAGCCGAGGCGAGUAGAGUAGAUACCAUGUAAUGGAAAAGGGCCCUUACGUGUGCAUUGGCCUUGAUAUCAGGACUUACUUCGCUCGCUCAUGACACAAUGCAGACAUAACAUAUAUCAAUUACUGGAAAAUAAUCUAUUGUAUAAAUUAUUAGGCAAUGGACAGAUUUAGUAUUUUUAUAGAGAGAGUAAUGAUCAGAUUUCCAUUUUAGGGAUUAGAAUGUUAAGCAGAAUACAUGUAGCAUCUCUUGCACUGUUAAAGUCAUACCUUAGAACUCAAAGCCAACAAGGUAACACAUUUUAUUUUUGCUAGUAGUCAAUAUUAAAACAUUAUUUUGUAUGAUGCUUUGCUGUGAUACACACUAUUGUGAGAAAAAAAAAAAAAAAAAAGAUUCUGCCAGCAUCCAGAUUUCACAGAGUUACAUGUGACUAUCAUGUAAAUGUUGCUUCAGUGUGACACUGUGGUCCCUGUCGGGCUGAGACGCUGUGGUGCUGGGAAGAGCCUCGUCCUUUUGCAGAACACCUGAGCGGCUGACAAGCAGAAAGAAAGGAACCAGAAAGUCAGAGAACGGAAAAAGAGAGGAGAGAAGUGUGAAUAUCUAGCUGUGUUUGUGUCGAUGCACAUCCGUGGGUGUGUGUGUGUGUUGUGAUAUGAACAGGGUUGAGUGGGUUUCAGAAUGUUUUUGUGUUACUUUCGGCAUCUGGGUUUUUCUCGGCCACGCCGGCCUCGAAGUAGAGCUGGAAAAAUUGUUUUCUAGAGCAGAAGGCAUUUUGUACUUUCCAAUGGGGAUUGUACCACACGUAGCAUGAAGAUUUCCAAAUUGAAUGGAAGCUAUUUUACUGCUAAGAGACAGCACAGAAAGAGGAUGAGCCUUAA